UUUUACUACUCGCUAUCGACUCAUACCACCCAUGUCACAAAUUCCUGUGUUCACAAUUGUCACAAACAGUUCCAGGGCAAAAGAUAACCUGUCUGUACUGUCUUGCUAAUAGCAUAAAUGAUAUUAUCCAAAGAUGGACCAGAGCACAAGACCACGUAGGCCAUCGCUUACACAACAUCUGCAGCGCAUACUGCACAUUGAUGGCAUUGGAAAAAGGCAUAGCAGUAGCUCACAGUCACCUGGUGCGGGUCUCACAGCUUCGCCCCAGCAACAACAAUUCACACAACAAAGGGUACAAAUACCACAGAGUUACAUUCAUGUCAAUGAAAAUUCAUCUCAUACUCACACCCGGAAUCAUACCUCCUAUUCUUAUACAUCAUUGGACUCGAGACUUACCCCUAUGAAUGGAGAAAAUCCUGGAGGAAUUCCAAAAUCGUCAACUCGUGAGACUUCUUUCCGAGGCCCACAAGCAUCUUGUACUCCUGAGGAAACACCGGCAAAUUUGGAGAAUUGCGUUUCACCCACAUGGUCCAGAAAUUCUGCCGUUCGAAAUGAGAGGCGGGCUACACUGCGACUAGAGGCAGAGAGGGUAGAGCUCGAGAAAAAACUCAUGAAGCUUGAGCAAGCUGAAUCAACUAAGGAUCUCGGGUCAAUGAGACGGGAACCACGCCGUCUCACCAAGAAGCAGCCAUUCGGCAGCUCAAGUAGAGCGUCAAGUGUAAGUGCGGAUGAAUCUAGGGCUUCUAAGCGGAUUUCUUCUAUUUUUUCAAGCUCGAGACGCUCAUCGAGAUCGCGCUCAAGCUCUUUAAAUGAGGAUGAUAGAGGCACCCCAAGACCUCAGUCGUUUGGAUCCGAAUGUGCCACACGUACACUAUCCACGACCUUGCCUGAACGCCUCAGCACAGCAAUCUCCAAGGAGCUAGCUGUCCAAAGCAACCCGCUACUUGCAAAUCAUACAUCGCCCCUACGAUCACAGAAGCUAUCGCACUCAGAAGUACCCAUGGCAGCUGGUCAAGGAACUGAGAGCAAUAAACAUUUCGAUAGACGUGAUGCGGGUACCUCUCAUGUGCAGGGGCUCAAAAGGCUUAGGCAAGACCCAAUGCAACAAGUUGCCCCAAUAACGAUGUCCAUAUCAGAUGUACAACAAGUUUCGGAUUCUUCAGAAUUAGAUCGUUCAUCAUUUGCAGCAGCAUUGAACUUCAGGAAAAGAGUCUCUGGCAAAGCACAAUCACAUGGGCGUCUCUCACAGUCUACACCCUCUCAAAGCACCACAGCACAAAAAGAGAACCGUCGUGAACUAGGUGCCACUGGUCCCUCAAGGAAAACAUUGGCAUCUGUCACCACCCUGAAUACUAACCAUCGCGGUAUUCGAAAGCCUCUCAUUGCCUUGCAGUUAGGCUCGUCGGGGAGCGUACCGGUUAGAACAUCACGAGGCAAACCUCAGGGAUAUCACAAGCGUUUCACAUCGUCUCCACUUGCAGGCUUUCCAACAACGAGUAACACCACUUUUCAGUCUCUCGACGCCGUUCCAACUGAACAAGCAUCCGCAAGCCCUGAUGGCAUGUGUCACACGGAGCCUCCUGCAUUCUCCAAAGUAACUGCCUCUUGUAAUACAAACCCACCACGCCCAAUGACUUCAUUGCGACUGUCGAAUGGAGAUGGCAGUGAAGGCAGACACGUUCCAGUCAACCCUCUUGAUCUCACGCACACAGCUAAGGAGAGUCUACGGGCCAGUCUACCGAAUAGUUCAGGGUUAUCAGAUCAUAGCCCUAAGCCAUAUUCGAGUCCAGCAAUCCCCAAUACUCAACCAAGAGGGCCUCUUGCUUUAAGCCAGGGUUUGCAGCAGGCACUUGAGUCUGUAAAACCACAUGAUUACGGUUCGCCAGGCAAUGCGCUGGAAACACACCCACACAACCACCCAGCGAGAUCUGGGAGUCAAGAUGGGGGUCUUGCAGCAUCACAAACUCGCCUGGAAGGGGGAAACGCCUCCAUGCACACGUUUAAUACCAACUUUAGUGGUCGAGGGGAGCCCUCGUCACCUAUAGGUGGUUCAACAAGUGCCUUGGGUUACAAAGUAGGACGUUCAACCGUUUCAUUGUCGGCUAGCUUGUCCCAGGAUCCAGAAUCGGAGGAUUACAAUACCGCAGAUGAAGCUGCAUCGACUGCUUCAAAGUCGCAAAGCGAUGAAUCUAUCCCCGUCAAACAAUUGAAUAUUGCUUCUGUUCCUGCCGGUCUUAGCACCUUUGCUAAUAAAGGCUCAUCCUCCAGGCUUCAUCAUCCCCCCCCAGCUGUGCACCCUAACGCACCAGCCCUCUGGACAGAACAAUCUGGAGGAAAUCCAAGACAACUUCAGCGAGGCCAACGGGUCGCGAAGCUUUUCGUUAUUUGCUGCCAUUGCGAGUUCUGGCACGACAUGCCGUCCGAGGUGUAUACAAAACUGGCUUUCCCUGCCAAUCCUUCUAUUCCUACAAGACACAACCCUGCGUCUUUGGGAGGAAUAUCGAACUUAAACAAUCAAGCUUUUUCUAAGGCGCAAGUAGGUGCUUUGUCAGGCUCAUCCAUACAUUUAUCGAUUCCAGAAUCUACUAGUCCCGGGAAUACCUCUAUAUCAAAGACCGCAGCGCAACUUUCUAACUCUGUUGUGCCAUGCUGCUGGUGUGAACAUUACAUGACCAGAGUGUGUUGUCAAGGAUGGACCACAGUUGUUGAUUUGCGCGAGAGACAUCAUUAAACUAAUGUGAAUUAGCAUAUUGCUCUCACAAGACAUGCGAGCUAGACUGCGAAUAUGUUUUUUGGAUCAUCUGCCUUGAUUUGUC
Aspergillus pseudonomiae is the source of this 2816-nucleotide messenger RNA. RefSeq lists its product as uncharacterized. Lineage: Eukaryota; Fungi; Ascomycota; Eurotiomycetes; Eurotiales; Aspergillaceae. The transcript is spliced from 2 exons. The coding region runs from base 134 to 2731 and encodes 865 amino acids. The record is from RefSeq and is a predicted model, not a curated record.